AUGGAGGUUCAAACGUGGUAUUUAAAAACAUCAAAAUUGGCUCUGGCACUAGCAAUUAUUCGUUCAAAACCACCAGACAGAAACAGCAGAGAAUAUACAGAGCAUCUUGCUAAGAUAUUAUCUGGACAAGAUGGAGAAUGGAGAUCAAAAGUCGAAGCUUUGGAAACUGAAGUUCUGCAAUUACGUCAAAAACUUCUUUUGAGCCAGAUCUGUCCAAGACCUUAUGUAAAGAAUGGUAAGUAUGUGUAGUCAUUUUUUGAGUAAUAUGAGCCCGAAAAUCCUGAGAAUAUCUCCAGUCAGCUGGAAGACUCUGGCUGUGAUGUGUUAAGUGAAAAUAGAACUGAUCCUUCAGAGCUGUCCCAGAAUGUUGAAGAGAGUUUUAUUUCAUCUUCUGAAAUUUCUGUAUGUCAACUGCCCAUUGUGAAAAGUCACUGUGCCUUCCAAGAAAAAACUUUAUCUUCGCACCUGCAAUUUUUGCAACAUGUUCUUGAACUGAAGAACUUGACAGAAUCUGGUAGUUUGAAAACAGAUUUAAACAAGUUUGAAAGUGACUGUUCCACAGUAUCUGAUUCUGUUUUUCGGUUGCUUGAUGGCCUGAUAACUUUUUACAGUGACUCUAAACUCCCUUUCUCAAACUUUUUGACAGAAGCAGUUUGUAUUUUGACUAGGUUAAUCGAUGAUUGUACUUUAUCUAAUCACAUACUUAAAAAAUGUUUCAAGAAGUUGGAAGAAUUUGAGAAAACUCUAGUGCAGGUUAUUUUAAGGAACAGCAGUAUUAAUCGGUUUCAGGUGCAGCAUUACAUCUCUAAUAGUCUGGUCAUACUGGGGAAGUGCAGUUUUUUAAGAAAACCUGUCAUAUCUCUGAUUUUAUCACAAGUUAACAACUUCACUGAUGAGUUGAGGAAUAUGCAUCAGGUCCAAGCUGGGUAUGAUGUGACAUGCUAUGAGAACAUGUUCUCUCUCUUCUGGAUUCUAGAACAGCUGCUUCAGGAUGGAACAGAAGACACUAUUAUGCCAAGUAUAGGCCCUGCAGAACAGGAGACUAAGAAGUUUCUUGAGCAGCUUGAUCAAACUAUUCUCCAUCUCUCAGAUGAAUUCCCUUUGUUUACUUUAUACCUAUGGAGAGUGGGUGUUCUUUUGAACUCAGCUCAGAUAAGAACUGCUGAAAAUAACUCACCUCCCUAG
Vombatus ursinus (common wombat) is the source of this 1185-nucleotide messenger RNA. It is a transcript of the gene MEI4, whose product is annotated as meiotic double-stranded break formation protein 4. NCBI's taxonomy places the organism in Eukaryota, Metazoa, Chordata, Mammalia, Diprotodontia, Vombatidae. Gene Ontology annotation, biological process: oogenesis; homologous chromosome pairing at meiosis; spermatogenesis. The record is from RefSeq and is a predicted model, not a curated record. The transcript is spliced from 4 exons. Gene Ontology annotation, cellular component: lateral element.